AAGACUCUGCAGAUGGAAAAGAUCAAGGCCCGUUUGAAGGCUGAGUUUGAGGCACUGGAGUCAGAAGAGAGGCACCUGAAGGAAUACAAACAGGAGAUGGAUCUCCUGCUGCAGGAGAAGAUGGCGCACGUGGAGGAACUCCGACUGAUCCAUGCUGAUAUCAAUGUGAUGGAAAACACCAUUAAACAGUCUGAAAAUGACUUAAACAAGUUGCUAGAGUCCACCCGGAGGCUUCAUGAUGAGUAUAAGCCGCUGAAGGAGCAUGUGGAUGCCCUGCGCAUGACAUUGGGAUUGCAGAGGCUUCCUGACUUGUGUGAAGAGGAAGAGAAACUCUCAUUGGAUUACUUUGAGAAGCAGAAAGCGGAAUGGCAGACAGAGCCUCAAGAACCUCCCAUACCUGAAUCCCUCGCUGCUGCAGCUGCUGCUGCCCAACAGCUCCAAGUGGCUAGGAAGCAGGACACACAGCAGACAGCCACCUUCAGACAGCAGCCUCCGCCUAUGAAGGCCUGCUUGUCAUGUCAUCAACAGAUUCAUCGAAAUGCACCUAUAUGUCCUCUUUGCAAAGCCAAGAGUCGGUCACGGAACCCCAAAAAGCCAAAACGGAAGCAAGAUGAAUGAAGAGAAGGUGAAGGGCUAGACCUUUGUUGAUCAUAAAUCCUCCCAUUGGCCAGAGUGAUAGAUGUCCUGAUUUUCUAAAAAAUACCCCUUCCUUCUCCUCUUGAGUCUUCUAUUUAAUUUUCUGGAAGAAGAACACCUCUCUCUCUUUGCUCUUCUUUCUUUCUGCUCUUGGGAUAUCAGGUUCAAGAACAGCUGUGGUUUGGGUGCUAAUGACUGGGUCUCAUGACCCCUUCUCUCCCUCUCACAUCUCAACUACUGUGCUGGUUUGGAGGUGACUGAGGGGUAAAGGCCCUGAUGGACUCUUUCUCUUGCUCCCAAGGACUGGAGCCUAUUGGGCUGCAGGGUGUACGGACUGGAGGAGGUCCAUAUCUUACUUUAAGAAAAGGCCUCAAUGAUGUCCUUCCCUCUCUUUUUGCCUUAGGUUCUGAAAGGACAACUACUUUAUUUUUGCCAGACUUCCCAAUGGGCUGAAUCUGUG
Molecule: messenger RNA, 1096 nt
Organism: Microtus oregoni (creeping vole)
Lineage: Eukaryota; Metazoa; Chordata; Mammalia; Rodentia; Cricetidae
Product: zinc finger C4H2 domain-containing protein-like
Exons: 4
Coding region: 13-618 (201 amino acids)
Biological process (GO): positive regulation of neuron differentiation
Cellular component (GO): nucleus
Source: RefSeq, a predicted model, not a curated record